AUGAGUUCCUCCAAUUUCGAUAUCUCUACGGCAAGAAGCAAGUUCCCUGCUUUGAACCAACCCCAAGUCUUCUUCGAUAACGCAGGCGGAAGUCAAACACUUGGGACAGUCAUUGAAUCUGUCACCAAUUACCUCUCCAAGACCAAUGUCCAAUUAGGAGCAACUUACGCUGUAGGCAAGAAGUCCACUUCUCUAUACUCGGCGGGAUAUGCAGCUGCAGCCAAGUACAUCAAUGCUUCUGAAGAAAACAUUGUACUUGGCUCCUCAACCACCCAACUCUUCCGCAACCUCUCCUGGGCGCUAUCCUUCCCCGCAGGCUCCGAAGUGAUCGUCUCAAAAAUUGAUCAUGAAGCCAACAUCGCCUCCUGGGUGUCCCUGGCCUCCCACCAAAAUCUGACCAUAAAAUGGUGGCUCCCUAAAACCAAGAUCAACCCAAAACUCGAAGCAUCCGACCUCAAAGACCUCCUCUCAUCGAAGACGGUACUGGUCACGUGUACACACGCUUCUAAUAUCCUGGGCACGAUUCAUGAUAUCAAGGCUAUUGCCGAGGCGGUGCAUAGUGUUCCUGGUGCGUUGCUUUGCGUAGAUGCUGUAGCGUACGCGCCGCAUCGUCAGGUUGAUGUGACGGAGCUUGGUGUAGACCUGUAUUGUUUUUCGUGGUAUAAAGUCUACGGCCCACACAUCUCAAUGCUCUACGCGUCCCCAAAUGCUCUCAAGCAAGCCCAGUCCCUAGGCCACCACUUCAACCCCUCAUCCACGCUAGAAGAUAAAUUGGGGUUGGCAGGCAGCUGCUACGAACUCACGGCCUCUAUCCCCUCUGUCAUCUCCUACUUCGGUCCCGAUCCCUCUGCCUCUUGGGCUGCAAUUGAGAAACAUGAGUUCGACUUACAAAGCACCUUACUCACCUACCUGAACGCAAGACCAGAUGUAACGAUUUGCGGCGAGAAGGACCCGGAUACUAAGAAAAGGGUAAGCACGAUUAGUUUUGUGGUCGAGGGGAAGAAGAGUCGAGAUAUUGUGGAGAAGGUGGAUGAGAUCAGUAAGGGGGAGAUGGGGAUUCGCUGGGGUGCGUUCUAUAGUAAUCGGUUGGUGGAGGAGGUGUUGGGGUUAGGGAAGGAUGGGGUGGUUAGGGUGAGCAUGGUGCAUUAUAAUACAUUGGAUGAGGUUAAGCAGCUGGUUGGGUAUUUUGAUCAAGUACUUGGAAAGGCACAGAAGUACUAG
Molecule: messenger RNA, 1221 nt
Organism: Hyaloscypha bicolor E
Lineage: Eukaryota; Fungi; Ascomycota; Leotiomycetes; Helotiales; Hyaloscyphaceae
Product: PLP-dependent transferase
Exons: 5
Coding region: 1-1221 (406 amino acids)
Source: RefSeq, a predicted model, not a curated record